AGAAACAUCAUCUUCAUCAUCAUCAUCAUCAUCAUCGACCAUCACCACCGGGAAGGAAAGAAACUCCUCGACUCGACCCGACUCGACUUGACUCGAGAUCAAAGCCCCCGACUUUUGAACCAGGUGGAAACGUCUUCCUACAAACUCCCGGAGAUGGAACUUUGGGAACUUCCGGGGCGGAUCCGCUGCUACGCUACGAGAUACUUGAGAGAGAUCAUCCUCGGCCGGGGCGGAAUCGAGCUUGUUGGAGUUCGUGUCCGGGGCAACGAACUGAGUGGUGGCAGCAGCAGGAUCGAGAGGAGCAACGCUGGUAGCCGAGCCCGGCGGCGUUUGAGACGCGAGCUCCUCCGCCUUGUGCUGCUGCUUCAUGGCUUGGGCCAGCUUUCGACUGCUCGCCGAGACCGGGAAGACAAAGUAACAGGACAAAGCCAUGGCCAACAAGAGGAAAACCACGGCAUUCUUCGAGCUUCUCUCGGCCAUACUUUCGCUGACAACUUUCGGGGGAAAUGAAACCAGCAACGACAAGAGCAAGCAAACAAAACGUUGGAGAUGAA
Molecule: messenger RNA, 554 nt
Organism: Selaginella moellendorffii
Lineage: Eukaryota; Viridiplantae; Streptophyta; Lycopodiopsida; Selaginellales; Selaginellaceae
Exons: 2
Coding region: 154-510 (118 amino acids)
Source: RefSeq, a predicted model, not a curated record